GUAUAAAUAUGUACGAAAUCGUGAAAUGAAUACAUUCGUUCUCUGACCAUUGGUGAUUAAGACGACAGACUAUUACCGGUGAUAUAACAUCAGAACCCCACAAAAUAUCAGACGAUGGCUUCUGGCGACCGUGAGGACAUUCGACUAGUAUUACUAGGAAAGAAAGGUGUAGGCAAAAGUUCCCUGGGAAACAGUUUGCUUGGGAGAAAAGAGUUUAAAUCGACUCCUCUGCAAGCAAAAUGUCGGAAAGGAUCGACCACACUUGCAGAUGGAACCAACCUCGAUGCUGUUGACACACCAGGCAUUGCGGACACUACAGCUUCGACCACGGAGACAUUUGAAGAACUUACACGAUGUAUAGAGCUUUCAACCCCAGGUCCCCACGUGUUCCUGCUUGUUCUGAAGAUUGAUAGAUUUACACAGGAGGAGAUAGACACAAUCAAACAUCUUAAAUAUUGGUUUGGGCAGGAUUUCAUGAAAUACGCAGUAUUUAUUUUCACCGGUAAAGAUUCACUGGAUUAUGAUGGUUCAACGAUUAACCAGCAUCUUGAGAACAGUCCGUCUGAAAUGAAAGCACUUAUCGGGGACGCAGGCAGGCGGGUUGCAGCAAUUAACAACCGGGGUCGUGGUCCUGAACUUGAAGUCGAUGUUAAGACCAUAAUGACUCUAGUAAAACAAGCCAUACGGAUUAACAAUUGUCAAUAUUACACCAAAGAAAUGUACCAACAGGCUGUACAGGCGCGUGCCAAGCAACCAGGUUGGGUGGAAGAUGAGCAAUUUAAUGGCGAAAAAGAUUUGCGAAUACGUGAAACAUUAAAGAGAUACAGAGAAGACGAAGAGGCACAGAGAACCAGAAAAAACAAAGAUCUGCACAUUGAAACCAUGCCAUCAGAGAAUUCGAACAGUGAAAUUAGGAUCGUCAUUCUUGGUAAAACAGGAGUGGGUAAGAGCUCCCUGGGAAAUCACCUGAUACAGAACAACUGCUUCCAAUCAAGUUCUACUGGAACAUCAGUCACGUCCAUCUGUCAAUUCGGCCAGGAUAUAAGACUGGUGCUCAUUGGAAAAUCAGGCACAGGCAAAAGUUCGCUGGGAAAUAAUUUGCUUGGGAGAAAAGAGUUUAAAUCCACCUCGCUACAGAACACUAAUACAUUGAUACCUGAAUGUCGUCGUGGGUCGAUCCAACUUGGAGAUGGAACCAAUCUAGUUGUUGUUGAUACACCAGGAAUUGCUGACACUACAACUUCGACCACAGAAACAUUUGAAGAACUUACACGAUGUAUAGAGCUUUCAAACCCAGGUCCCCACGUGUUCGUGCUUGUCCUGAAGAUUGAUAGAUUUACACAGGAAGAGAUGAACAUAAUCAAACAUCUCAAAUAUUGGUUUGGGCAGGAUUUCAUGAAGUACGCAGUAUUUAUUUUCACCGGUAAAGAUUCACUGGAUUAUGAUGGUUCAACGAUUGGCCAGCAUAUUGAGGGCAGUCCAUCUGAAAUAAAAGCACUUAUCCGGGAAGCAGGCGGACGGAUUGCAGCAAUUAACAACCGAGUUCCCGGACCAGAACUUAAAGCUGUAAUGAAUUUGGUCAAACAAACCGUACAGAUCAACAAUGGUCAAUAUUACACCCAACACAUGUACCGUCAGGCUGUAAAGGAGAGGGAGGGACAACCAAGUCUGAUGGAAGAUGAUCAGUUCAAGGAUGUAAAAGAUCUCCGAAUACGGGAAAUGUUGAGGGGGCAAACAAGACGACAAGAUACAAAGGAUCAAGUAGAAAACGAUCGAUUAUUUAUUAUCACAUUAGCCACAGGUGCUUGGUAUUAUUUGACCAGACUAAUCUUAUAUGUUUACAAUUAUUUCAGGCGUGAAUUAUUACGCUGAUCAUCAAUUAUAUUACCGUUAAAUAUUUUUCUUUAUGUGUGUAUUGUAAACAGAAACAAAUAGUUAUUGUAAUCAACGUUAUUCAUUGUAAUCAACGUUAUUCAUUGUCAAAUCAACAUUUAAUCACCAAAUAAUACAGUUUCAAUAUGAAUACGGACUGAUUAUUCCGAUUUACAAAAAAAUAUUGUUAUUGAAUAAAUACAAAUAAAAAAUUCAUCGCUGUUCUCUAGGUGCUGUUUUGACGUAUGAUAAAUUACAAAUAUUAAUUAACUAAUACAGCAUGUCUCAAGUAGAAUAGAAUUUAAAUUGUGUAUUUUGAAGUAAAUUUAAAUAAAUUUAGAGUUGUU
Molecule: messenger RNA, 2219 nt
Organism: Patella vulgata (common limpet)
Lineage: Eukaryota; Metazoa; Mollusca; Gastropoda; Patellidae
Product: GTPase IMAP family member 9
Exons: 6
Coding region: 115-1872 (585 amino acids)
Molecular function (GO): GTP binding
Source: RefSeq, a predicted model, not a curated record